CCAACCUGGCUACCGUAAAGUAACCUUGGCGGCAGGAGGAGGUCUCGGCGGCCUCCGGGAUGGCCGGGCCUCUGUGCCGAGCGACGGGAGGCCUGAGGUGGCUAAGUCGACUGCUUCGCCCCGGGGGCAAGCUAGGCCCGCGCCCCGGACUGCGGCGGGCAAGUGAAGGUGCACAUAUUAAUACUGUGUACCGCCAAUUUUCACCACCACCACGGUUCGCAGUAGUCAUCGGUGAAGCAUCCAGUGGUCUCAUGUGGUUCUGGAUUUUGUGGCGCUUCUGGCAUGACCCCGAUGAAGUGCUGGGUCACUUUCCAUUCCCAGAUCCUUCUUUGUGGACAGAUGAAGAGCUAGGAAUUCCUCCAGAUGAUGAAUAAUAAACAUGUGGUUUCAAAGUGGCUCUUAAAAUAUGAUAAUUUGCUUAAUAAGAAAGCAUUAAUUAAGAUCUACUGUUGCAAAAUAAGGAAUAUCACAUUAAAAUUGAACUACACCAGAAAUGUCUGCAGUGCUAUUUAUUUCCCAAUUGUAGGAGCAUAUUUCACUAUCCUAUUUCUCCUUGUAUUUUGCUUCAACCAAUUUGUUUUCCUAAUAACAGUAGGAAUUAUUCAAAUGUGGAACAUCAAAAUACAUUUAAAAAAUAAUAACAGUAAGCAGACUUUUAAAAAAACCCACUUGAAUCAGCAUUUAGAAUCUGGUCUAAAGGAUGGAGUUGUGUUAUGACAGUCUUGUUCAAAUGCUGUUUGAAUAAUUAUUUAAAUCUUAAAACAGAUUCAUCUGAAUUAUUUGUCUUCAUUGUUUAUAGACUACAGAAUAUAUUUUGCUUUACAUUAAGUAUGAAUUUUAACUAAUAAACUAUAAAGCCAGA
Messenger RNA from Thamnophis sirtalis, 862 nucleotides. RefSeq names its product NADH:ubiquinone oxidoreductase subunit B2 (gene NDUFB2). Gene Ontology annotation, cellular component: mitochondrial inner membrane; respiratory chain complex I. Lineage: Eukaryota; Metazoa; Chordata; Lepidosauria; Squamata; Natricidae. The record is from RefSeq and is a predicted model, not a curated record. Gene Ontology annotation, biological process: mitochondrial respiratory chain complex I assembly.